UUGCUUGUCUCUACAGCCAGGGAACCAGUCGUGAAUCCACCACAACAAACAAUCGACGAGGGUUCCUCGGCCAGAUUCCAGUGUUACGUGCCCGGUGAUCCAAGCGCCCAAAUCAGUUGGCAUCGCCAAGAUGGUGCCCCGUUGGGCGCAGACGUGAGCGAAUCGAACGGAAUGCUAACCAUCACAAAUGCACAAGCCUCAGAUGCUGGUGCUUAUGUGUGUCACGCACAGCAAGCACAUACCACUCAGCCAGCACUCUCAUCACCCGUUUACUUGAAUGUUAAUCCGCAACAGUCUGUUCAUCCGGUUGUCGAUCCACCAUCGCAAAGCGUCGACGAAGGAUCACCAGCACGAUUCAGAUGCUAUGUACCCGGAAAUCCGAGCGCUCAGCUAAGUUGGCGUAAAGAGGACGGAAGUGCGCUUGGCUACGAUGUGACCGACAGUCAAGGAAUGCUAUCAUUCUCGAGGGCGUCACCCUCAGAUGCUGGUGCUUACAUCUGCUCAUUCCAAGACCCACACGGUGGAGCUCCAGUGCAGUCAUCGCCAGCAUACUUAGGAAUCAAUCCACGAAGACCCAGCAAUCCAGUCGUUGAACCUCCAUCACAAACCGUUGAUGAUGGUGAUCAUGCUAAAUUCCGUUGUUUCUUGCCGGGCGUCCCAGAUGCACAAAUCACAUGGCGUAAGAUGGACGGUAGCCAACUGGGACCAGAUGUCUCUGACAAUCGUGGAAUGUUGACAUUCCAACGCGCACAAUCGUCUGAUGCUGGUGCAUACAUCUGCACGGCUCAAGAUUCACGAGGAGGACAUCCAGUCGAUGCACCACCUGCGUAUCUAAACACUUUUGGUAUUUCAGCUGGUACGGCACCAGCGUUGAUGAUCGAUCCAUCAUCACAAACUGUAAACGAGAAUGAACCAGCACAAUUCAAAUGCUGGGUACCUGGUGUGUUGGCUUGUGAACUCACAUGGCAUCACGAGUACAUCGGUGGUCCACUACCUUAUGGCGUCUACCAGAGUGGUGGCAUCCUUAAGAUUCCACGUGCGCAACUGCAUGAUGCUGGCAACUAUAUUUGUACUGCAUCAAAUCAAUAUGGCAUUGGACAGUCGCCUCCGGCACAUUUGACUGUCAACAGACCACCUCAAGCACCACGUGUUGACCCACCAGAAAUAACCGUAAACGACGGUGAUCCAGCACGUUUCCGUUGUUGGGUACCUGGUGAUCCAAGCGCAAAACUUGAAUGGCAUCUCAGGACCGGUGAGCCACUUCCACAGGGCGUACAAGAGAACGAGGGCAUUCUGAACUUCCAGAGUGCACGUCAACAUCACUCGAACGGAUACGUGUGCACAGCAACCGACCCAGACGGUAGGAAUCCUCCGAUGCAAUCGAGCGAAGUGCGACUAAACGUCAGAAAACGUAUGUUUCCGCCAGAUUCUUUACAGGAAGCUUUCAUGCCGUUUGUCACACAGUUACCCAUUUUGCAUCCAUUCACUACAUUUAGUAAAAACCUUGCGAUAGGUUCAAACUUUGCGAUUGAUAAUCAGGCAAAAGCACCAUCGGUUGAGCCCGCAACACUAACCGUUAAUGAAGGUGAUUCGAUUGAAAUCCGAUGUUGGUCGGAUGAGAUCGAAGAUGCUGAACUGCACUGGCGAAGAGCCGACGGCGAUCCGCUUGGCUACGGUAUUAGUGAGGCUAGAGACGGUACGCUAUCGACCGACAAGGUACGCCUGGCAGAUGCUGGCGAGUAUAUAUGCUCUGCGACCGAUCCACAAACCGAACACACCGCCGACUCAGAACCUGUACAGUUGAAUGUUGGCUCGGAAACUAACGAACGACCCGAGAUAGACCCGCCGGAGCUGAUCGUAAACGAAGGUGAUCCGGCACAAUUUCGUUGUUUUGUACACGGUAAUCCGCAUGCUCAACUUCGUUGGAGUCGAGAAGGCGAUGAGCCGUUACCGCACGGUGUAUCAGCGAAUGGUGACGGCCAAUUGUACAUACCGAAUUCACGACACAGCGAUGCUGGCACUUACGUAUGCUCACAAAUCGAUCCCCAUCGAGGACAUCAACCGAUCGAUUCCACUUCUGCCACACUUGUUGUGCAUGCACCACGUCCACGAGUGGAGCAUCCUCCUGCUCAUGGUUUUGAGGCAGCACUUGAAGUGGAUCCGCUUGAACAGACGGUUGCGGUAGGUCAAGCGGCACAAAUCACUUGCACAGUAGACGGCGAAGCAUCGGACCACUUGAAAUGGCAUAAACUUGUUGAACAUCAUCUACCGGAUCAUGCACAACAAUCCAACGGUGUGCUACUCAUCCAUAAUAUUCAACAAGCGGAUGCCGGCGAGUAUGUAUGCACCUAUGUUGAUCCUCACGCUCAUCCCGACACACCACCUGGUCAAGGCGUUACAGCCAGAAUCAAUGUUGAAAUGCCCGUAAUACCCAUAGUCGACCCGCAUGAGCAAACGGUUCCCGAGAAUCACCCGACACGCAUUCGUUGUUGGGUUCCCGGAAAUCCAGCUGCAUCGUUGAGCUGGCGUAAACACGAUGGUACAUUCCCAUCGGAGGUUGAAGAGCGCGACGGUAUGUUGCAUAUACCACGAACGACACCUCAUGAUGCUGGUCAUUACAUUUGCUCAACGCAUGACCCAAGAACGGGGUCAAGUGUUGACUCACUACCAGCACGAGUGAUUGUUGAACAGCGUAUGUGA
Anisakis simplex (herring worm) is the source of this 2700-nucleotide messenger RNA. NCBI's taxonomy places the organism in Eukaryota, Metazoa, Nematoda, Chromadorea, Rhabditida, Anisakidae. The record is from the annotation of a GenBank genome assembly.